CGAGAAAUCUUUCUGGAGCUCCGUCACCCGCCAACACCACUACCUCUCAAUUGAAAUUUCACUCUUCAGUGACCUCAGUGCAUUUCUGUAUUGCUGGGCGUCGUGCCAUAGUUCCUGGCUCUCGCUUUAGCAAUGUCCUUGUUGUCUCCUUCCGCACAAAGAUUACUAGUAUCGUCCUCACGCGCUCUACGACUACCUUGCUCUCAGCGCGCAUCAACGUUAUGCAGUCGACAAUACAAUAGCAAUGCAGGUCGCCAUUCGAUUCGUGCACUAAGUCUGGAACGAAGUGUAUUGUUGCGCCAGGAAUCAUGGCGUUUGGGCUCAUCACAGCAAGCUCGCACAAGAAGGCGGUUCUCGACCUCUCUAAUCUCGCGGCAUGGUCACCUUGAUCCGCCGAAGCCUGGUGAAGAGCGUCGGGUGACAUUCAUCGAUAAAGAGCUCGAAGAGCACACGUUCGCGGUCGCAGACGGAGAUAAUCUUCUGGAUAUCGCUCAAGCCAAUGAUAUAGAGAUGGAAGGUGCCUGUGGUGGUUCUUGCGCAUGUUCGACAUGUCACGUCAUAGUUGAAGGCGAUGAGUUCUACGAUAAGAUGGACGAGCCAGACGAUGAUGAGAAUGACAUGUUGGACCUCGCAUUUGGUCUGACAGAGACAAGCCGACUUGGAUGUCAGGUGAAGAUGUCAAAAGAUCUGGACGGUAUGAGAGUCAAGCUACCAUCGAUGACGAGGAACCUGCAGGCCAGUGAUUUCGAGGAGAAGAAACGUUAAAGCUUAGGCGCUUGGGGGUUUUAUUCUGGUAUACUGUGUACGAUGUGGCAACAUAGACAUUUUCAACCAAAGUUAACAUGCCUAUUGCAACCUCACGGGCCGGCAUUGUAAUAUUAUUGUUGGAGAAACACAGCUCAAGAUAAAUGUACAGUUUGAGCUUUUCAUUGAUGACUACAGAGUAUUGAUCGUAUAAAGGAAUACAACCCAUAUGUUG
Messenger RNA from Pseudovirgaria hyperparasitica, 979 nucleotides. Its product is annotated as ferredoxin. Gene Ontology annotation, cellular component: mitochondrion. Gene Ontology annotation, molecular function: 2 iron, 2 sulfur cluster binding. The transcript has 2 exons. NCBI's taxonomy places the organism in Eukaryota, Fungi, Ascomycota, Dothideomycetes, Acrospermales, Acrospermaceae. Gene Ontology annotation, biological process: P450-containing electron transport chain; positive regulation of oxidoreductase activity. The record is from RefSeq and is a predicted model, not a curated record. Bases 133 to 765 code for a protein of 210 amino acids.